GAAAAUUUGCUCAGGAAAGUUAAUUAUUUUAAGGAAAUCAAAAUGACAUUUUAAAAAUUAUUUGCACAUACAAUUUAUUGUUAAAUUUUACAAAGUGUUAAAAUAUAUUAUAAAAAAUUAAUAAAACAAGAAAGAAAAGAAAGAUGUACAAUAUAAAUGAAUUAAUGGAAAGAGAUUAUAGACCAGCAGUGAAUCCUCAAAAAAAUAGUUCAUAUAAAUUAACAUUACUUGUGGUGGCAUUAAAAGUAUCAGUAGUGAUAAUUUGUGAUAUUUUCCACUGGUUCAUCAAUUUGUUCAAGUCAUCAGAGCCUGAAAAUAUUUCAAAGAAAUUAGCUCUCGUUACUGGAGGUGGAAAUGGAUUAGGAAGGUCGCUGUGCUUCCGACUAGCUCAGGAAGGAUGUGAUGUAGCAGUGGUUGAUAUUGAUUAUAAAGGAGCAUUUCAAACAGCUUCAGAAAUUCAAGAAAAAUAUAAAAUUAUUUGUAAACCUUAUCAUUGUGAUGUGUCAGAUAAAAAUGCAAUUUAUAAGCUCAAAAAUGAUGUUGAACGUGAAAUGCGAGGUGUUGACAUUCUUGUAAAUAAUGCUGGACUUCUGUACACUGCAAAUUUCUUAACAUCUAAUGUUGAGGAUAUUGAGAGAGCUGUGAAAGUUAAUACAUUGUCACAAAUCUUGAUGACCAGAAUCUUCAUCUCUGGAAUGAUUGAACGAAAAUACGGUCGAAUAAUGUCAAUUUGCUCAAUCACAAGUAUUGUUGAAAGUCCAACAAUGGUCACUUAUUCAGCAACAAAGAAAGGUGUAGAUGGAUUUAUAAAAGCACUUAAGGAAGACAUCCUCGUUAGUGGAAAUGAUGAAUUCAUUAAAUUAUUCUUGGUUUAUCCAGAUUUUAUGCACACGCGAGAAGAAAUUUCAAAUGUUUUAGAUGCAGUUAAACACUUUUUACCUCGACUAUCACCGGACCGUGUUGCUGAUGAUGCUGUGAACGGAUUAAUAGCCGGAAAGGAAUAUAUUUAUGCGACGGAUAUUAUGCCGAUUUAUUAUGCUGCUAAAUUUCUUACAAAAAAUGCAAAAAAGCAUAUUUCGACAUCAAUUUUGGAUUCAUCAAUAUUCUUUAGUGGAAACAUUAAAAAUAAAACAUUAUAA
This is a messenger RNA of Chironomus riparius, 1139 nucleotides long. Lineage: Eukaryota; Metazoa; Arthropoda; Insecta; Diptera; Chironomidae. The record is from the annotation of a GenBank genome assembly.